This is a messenger RNA of Protopterus annectens (West African lungfish), 806 nucleotides long. Its product is annotated as THAP domain-containing protein 2-like. The coding region runs from base 291 to 791 and encodes 166 amino acids. Lineage: Eukaryota; Metazoa; Chordata; Ceratodontiformes; Protopteridae. The transcript has 4 exons. The record is from RefSeq and is a predicted model, not a curated record.
CGGUGAGUCCCUUAAAAGAAAAAGAAAAGCCACCCACCUACUACCCACUAUAAUGAUCGAAAGGCUUACCGCCAUAUUGUGGAGGGCAAGACCAAUAAGUUACUUGCAAACAUCCAAAAGCAGCUGGAGAUGUGUUGGUUGUUUUUUACAUAGUUCUAAAUUUACAGUUUUGUAAACAUUUAUGUGGCGCUUUCGUGUGUGAGGCUUGCAAGGAAUCCUAGGGAUGUUGCGUUUCUUACAGUCGAGUCGGAGAUCACUAGAGUCAUACCCAUAUACAGACAGUAAACACGAUGCCUGUCUCAUGUGCAGCAUAUGGAUGCAAUUCCAGAAACACACUGGAGUCAAGACAGCAGGGAGUUACAUUCCACAGAUUUCCUUUGUCAAACAAACCAUUGCUUCAGGAAUGGCGAUUAGCAAUGAAAAGGUCAAAGCAUAAUGGGGAACUGUGGAUGCCAUCACCUUACCAACGUAUAUGCAGUUUGCAUUUUGAAAAGCAGUCAUUUGAUGAAACAGGACAAACAAGGAGAUUGAGAAGCAAUGCUGUUCCAUCGAUAUUCAAUUUUCCAGAUCAUUUUGAGAAACUACAUAGAAAGCAAAAAGGAAGGAAAAGGAAGUAUGUGAGAGAAGACAGUGACUAUGAUGUUUGCAAUGGUGCUGAAGAAGUUGGUGAAGACGGUGGUGGAAUUGCUGUUGAUGGAGGUAACAAUGAAGAUGAUGAGGAUGAUGUCGUGCUGCCUUCAGUUUCAAAAGAUGUUCUUCAGAAUCCUCAUCUGGUAUACAUAUAUAUUUAAUUCAGUGAUUCUUAA